AAAACCUUUUCCUGUUCACAUUUAGUCAACAUCUGAGCCCUGGGCUCCGUGUUGCGCGCAGGCCGCAGCUUGUCGGACAGACACACACUUCCACAGGUCUUUCGCACAAGUAUUUUAGGCAUUCCGCAUUAGAGAACACCGUCAGACACUCUGAGCACUUCUUCUCGCAGGUAUGAGGAUCCAUUCCACAGGAUGGUCAGCACACUGAAGAUUCAGUCAGUGUGAGUCAUUUCAAAGGUUCUAGGAACUUUGUCGCUAAAUUGGGGGGAUUUGUUGUAUAUUUCCUGGGAGGUAAUGUAGUCAUUCUCGUCUGACUGAUUGUGCAAACAACCAGCCCGGAUUGCUGAGCUAGUCAUGCUCAGCUUGGUGUGGCACGCACACAGCGGUUCAGCGCCAUGUAUAGUGGACGACAAAAGAGGGCCGCUCUGUCUCAGGUAUCUUCAUAACCAAGAUGGCCACUUGGGACAACAACGUAACCAGCCAAACCAAUUACAGCAACUUCUACUGUCGCUUUGAAGAACGUUUCAAAUACAUUCUCCUGCCCGUCAGCUAUUCCCUGGUCUUUGUUAUCGGCUUGGCGCUGAACGCUACUGCGUUGUAUGUGAUGCUGUUCCGCACCAAGCGCUGGAAGUCCUCCACUAUCUACAUGUUCAACCUGACCGUGUGCGACACCCUGUACGUGCUCACUCUGCCCUUCCUCAUCUACUACUACGCGGAUGAGAACGACUGGCCUUUCAGCGAGCCGUUGUGCAAGAUUAUACGCUUCCUGUUUUACACCAACCUGUAUGGUUCAAUAAUGUUCCUGUGCUGCAUCAGCCUGCAUCGCUUCAUCGGCGUCUGCUAUCCAGUCCGCUCCCUCUCCUGGGUCAGCGCUCGUCGUGCCAAGCUGGUGUCUGUGGCAGUGUGGGCCUGUGUUUUACUCUGCCAGGCACCUAUUCUUUACUUCUCAAGAACUAGUAAAAGCGAGAGUGUUCGGAUCUGCUACGACACAACCAGCCCGGAUCUCUUCGAUGACUUCCUGUUGUACAGCUCUGCCGUGUCGGUGCUCAUGUUUGCCCUGCCCUUCAUGGUGGUGAUGGUGUGCUACGGCCUCAUGGUGCGGAAGCUUCUGGAGCCUGGCUGGGCGUCUGAAGGGGGCGAGAGGGGAGGCCUGUCAGCCCGGCGAUUGAAGCAGAAGUCGGUGAAGAUGAUCAUUGUUGUGCUGGCAACGUUCAUGAUCUGUUUCCUUCCGUUCCACCUCACCAGGAGCCUCUACUAUUCUUUCCGAUACCUGAGGCAGGUCGAUCCAUCACAGAUCAGCUGUAAGUUGCUUGAGGCCUCCAGUGUGGCCUACAAGGUGACCCGACCUUUGGCCAGCACCAACAGCUGUGUGGACCCCAUCCUUUACUUCCUGGCUGGGCAGAACGUCCGCAGUAGCCUCACCAAGAAGAUUCGGUCCACACCGCCAAGCGUGAGCCAACGAGUGACAACUAAACUCUGAUCCAACACCUGUAAAUACUUUGGUUUGGAUUUAAAUGCAAAGGUCUGAGGUGAUAAUUGUAGAAGUGACACACAGGGUUUUGGUUUGUGCUGUUCUGUAGUUCAAAAUGUAAAGGAAUUAAACAUUCUUUAUUACAAACAUGUAGAAACGUUAACGGACUGGCUGUGUUGUUUCAUAUUUAGUUUUCUCUUCUCCAAUUUCCAAUUUGUUUAUCGCCGUGAUUUGUGGCGGGCGGCUGUAAAAUGAGACUCACAUUCUGUGUGCCCAUUUCACGAGGAGGUGUAGGUUGGUUCGUGUUUGCUUCUGAUUUUAGUUGAUGAUUCUCUUUUAUAUAUUGUGAUUAUACAGCUUCUGGGCAGCUGAGUGGGAUAUUGGAAACAGCAGAAGUCAGUUGUAACGUCAGUCUGUUGAUUGUAAUGAGUUUGGAAAGUGUUAACUGUGAUUUGGGAGUAGAGUAUUAGUUAUAGUGUAGCUUGGAACCACUUGGUGCAUAUCAAUUGUAGUGUUGAUUUAUAUAAUUAGUGGUUAUAACAAGCAGACCACUAGAGGGCGACACUGUCAAACCAACAAGACAGUCCGUUGCUUUUAGUUUUUAACUAUUUUUUAAAAACUUUUCUACUAGAUUUAUCCUCACAUUCACAGACAACAGCCGACAGACGCCAAAGUUAUUGAAUCACAAGUAAGACAGCAUUUAAAAUACAUCUCUUCGUUGUUUCAAGAGUAAAAACGUCGAACAGAAAAAUGUUAUAUUAUAAAUGCACCCUGCAAAGUCAUUGAGAUGAAAGCUCCCUUCCUACUGGCAACCCUCCAGAUUGAAAACAUCAAAUAAUAAACCCAAUGACAGUAGUACAAACAGAUCGAAUGAAAAUGUGUGACUGCUGCUGCCAAUAAAUAUCCAGUCCUCCAGACAUGUUAAAUUCAUAAACAUAAUAAGAAAUAUGUGUGGGUAAUUAUAAUAAACUCUUUGGAAUCCAAAAGAACCUAAACUGAAGUCAAGUGAGCUGCAUGACUUUGAGGCAUUUCAACCACUAAUCCACUGCAGCUACUGAAUGGGUUAUUUAAUUAAACUGUAAAAACCGUG
Molecule: messenger RNA, 2561 nt
Organism: Gasterosteus aculeatus aculeatus (three-spined stickleback)
Lineage: Eukaryota; Metazoa; Chordata; Actinopteri; Perciformes; Gasterosteidae
Gene: p2ry2.1
Product: purinergic receptor P2Y2, tandem duplicate 1
Biological process (GO): G protein-coupled receptor signaling pathway
Cellular component (GO): plasma membrane
Molecular function (GO): A1 adenosine receptor binding; G protein-coupled UTP receptor activity
Source: RefSeq, a predicted model, not a curated record